AUGCUUUUGCCCAGAAGGCUCCGACCAUCCCUCCUGUGGUUUUCUUAUUCCUCACGAGCCCUCAGACAUUCUGGUCAAGUUCACAGUCCUCACCACACCGCCGUUCCAAGUACAAGGUUGGGCUUCACUCCAACGUGGAUAACCGCUCAUAACCGAUUGAGCAGUGGCACGAGAAUCUGGCUUUCCACUACUGCAUCAGAUCCCUUGAGCUUGGAAGAAUCCCUGGAAAUUGAUCCCACAUCUCCCGGAUCAUUCUCUGUCUUGAUGAACGAUCACAAGGCAGUUUCUCCGUCGAUGCUUGCCGAAGUAUGGACUCCAUUGAUGUUGAAAGAAAGUAAAGAAUCAUUAUCAUCGCAGGGGACACCAAAGCAGGUUCAGGCUGCAAUUUCACGGACCAUUCCCUUAUUGUCGUCGUCCGGCGCAUCGGGUCCAGCCUCGGCGUCCGUCCCGUUUGUCUGUCGGUAUCGAUCCGAUGUCAUUCAUCCAUUGACCACCCAACAAGUACAUCAGCUACAAACCUGGAUAUCCCAACAUGAAUCACUAGCAACUCUACGGAAAAAGCUGUUGGAUGCUCUGAAUGGUGACAAAGACAGAUCCAAAACGAAGGACCGUGCUCUUGUGAAGCGCAUCUUGACGAGUAUUUCCAAGACCGAGCUAGAUGAUCUCUAUGCACCUUACAAGCCACCUGCCAAAGGCUCUAUUCUCCAACAGAUUGUAAAAGAGCAUCCGAAACUAGUCCAAAGCUUGGAAGAGCUGUGGUCAUCGUCAAGCAAUGAAAGUCAAAGUAGCAUCAAGCAAGAUUUGGAUCUAAUCAACAAAUUGUCCAGAGAAUAUCCACAGGAAGCGAUCGUGUCAUGGUUGGGAUCCAAGGUUGCUGCAGAGCCAAAGAUGGGAGAAAUUGUCUCGGAUCAGUUACACCGAUAUGGCAAACUUCAGACUAAGCUUAUUUAUUUCACCACUACUGCUUCGAAAUCAUCCAAAGAUGGCAAGCAGGAAAAUUCAAAUGACAAAGUUUACGAAAACUACCAUGACUUUUCCAUGCUACUUCGGCUCAUCAAGGACCAUCAAAUCUUGGCCAUUCGAAGAGGUUCGGCACAAAAGGUUCUUCGAAUGUCCUAUGACAUUGACUCAACCAAGAUGGAAUCUUGCUUGAAGUACCAUUUGCACAACAGCGAAACACCAUUGGUUCCAUCAUGGCUGCGUCGCAAAAGUAAUCUAUUCUCCGAAGUUGUGCACGAUGCCUGGUCUAGACUCUUGAGAAGACGAGGUACUCAACGCUGGUGGAACGAACGGUGCAAGGAAGCACAAGAUCGUGCCUCGUGGGUCUUUGCCAACAAUUUGGAGCGGGCACUACUAGCACCCCCAUUGCAACCAACUCGACCACUAUUGGCAUUGGAUCCGGGGUAUCAAGCAGGUAUCAAGUGCGCCGUUUUGGAUGCAUCGGGACAAGUAAUUAAGCUUGACACAGUCCAAUUUCUGGGCAAGCACAAGGAUCGAGCCGUGUCGAAAUUGCAAGAUCUGCUUCGGGCGACUCAUGAUCUGGAUCCUUCUGCUGGUGAUUCCUUGACGCUAGUCGCCCUUGGGAAUGGACACGGGACGAAUGAAUGUCGCCAGCUGAUUCAGGAAGCCGCAUCUCAAGACGAAACGAAAAUUGACCUUCAGUUGGUAAACGAAGCUGGCGCCAGUGUCUGGAGCGUAUCACCAGCUGCCUUGAAAGAGUUUCCGGAUCAACCAGCAUCAGCCAUUGCAUCCAUUUCCAUUGGAAGACGCCUUCAGAAUCCACUCUUCGAGCUGGUCAAAGUACCGCCCAAGAGUUUGGGAUUAGGCAUGUACCAACAUGACUUGUCCGAAAAGGAACUCGAAGAGCGACUUCAUCUUACCAGUGUCGAUGCCGUAGCCAAAGUUGGGGUUGAUUUGAAUACUUGUAGCCUUCCAAUUCUGGAAAUGGUCCCCGGUCUAAACAAGCUGGCUCCAAAGGUUGCGAAGGCCCGCCCGUUUGCCUACCGCGAUGAGUUGCUAAAAGUGACCGGGCUAGGUCCCAAAACAUAUGAGAAUUGCGCAGGCUUUUUGCGGGUACCCAAUGGAGAAGAACCACUGGAUAAUACUCUUGUUCACCCAGAAUCCUAUGACUUGGCUCGUUUCCUCUUGACACAAUUGAGGCUGUUGAUGAAGGAGGAUGAGAGGACAAUAAAAACUAUUUCUGUCCCAAAAGAGAAAUGGAUCGAACAGUGGGACACGGAGAUCGGUCAAGCCUCCGACAAGUUCAAUGUUAGCAGAGAGCGCGUCAUUUCAGUGCUGGAAAAUCUGAUUGAUUCCAUAUUGCAAAAGGACCCGCGGUUAGAGAGCUCUGCUAAUGGAAAAUCUUCCACCACCGAGGUUGGUUGUAUCAAAGGCUGUACCCUGUUGCCAUCCGACCUUGCCACAAAUGCCGAAAAGCUCAAAGAAGCUGCACCAUUGCGUGGUAUCAUUGCGACUGUCCGAAAUAUUGCCGAUUUUGGUGCCUUUAUAGACUUUGGUGGUCCCAAUGAUGGAUUGCUCCACACUUCGAAAUUGGGUCCGCUCGAGCUCUCACAGUUGUUGAUUGGCCAGGAGCUUGGAGUUGAUAUCCUCCAGGUGGAUAAUCAUCGAAUAUCACUGGGACUCUAUGGAUUGAAUUCCGAGCCCACCCAACGCAAGCCAGGAGACACAAGAGUGAAAGGAAAGCCAAAGGGUAGCGGGUCGACCUCAGGAUCUGGAUCGGGAUCGAAACGGUCCAUGUCCACAAAGACCAAUGCCAGAAAGAAGCGACGCACAUAG
Cylindrotheca closterium is the source of this 2796-nucleotide messenger RNA. The record is from the annotation of a GenBank genome assembly. Lineage: Eukaryota; Bacillariophyta; Bacillariophyceae; Bacillariales; Bacillariaceae.